Messenger RNA from Auxenochlorella protothecoides, 1161 nucleotides. RefSeq names its product 60S ribosomal protein L3. Gene Ontology annotation, biological process: ribosomal large subunit assembly; translation. Gene Ontology annotation, cellular component: cytosolic large ribosomal subunit; ribosome. The transcript has 3 exons. Gene Ontology annotation, molecular function: RNA binding; structural constituent of ribosome. NCBI's taxonomy places the organism in Eukaryota, Viridiplantae, Chlorophyta, Trebouxiophyceae, Chlorellales, Chlorellaceae. Bases 1 to 1161 code for a protein of 386 amino acids. The record is from RefSeq and is a predicted model, not a curated record.
AUGUCGCACAGGAAGUUCGAGGCUCCCCGCCACGGCCACUUGGGCUUCCUGCCCAAGAAGCGCUGCAAGCGCGGAAAGGGCAAGGUGAAGGCCUUCCCCCGGGAUGACGCCACCAAGAAGCCCCACCUGACCGCCUUCAUGGGGUACAAGGCGGGCAUGACCCACAUCGUCCGUGACGUGGAGAAGCCCGGCUCCAAGCUGCACAAGAAGGAGGCUGCCGAGGCCGUGACCAUCAUCGAGACCCCCCCCAUGGUGGUCGUCGGCGUGGUCGGGUACGUGAAGACCCCCACCGGCCUACGCUCCCUGGGCGCCGUCUGGGCCGAGCACCUGUCCGAGGAGGUGCGCCGCCGCUUCUACAAGAACUUCUACAAGAGCAAGAAGAAGGCGUUCACCAAGUACGUGCGCAAGUACGCCGACGGCAAGAAGGAGAUCGAGGCUGAGCUGGCCCAGCUGAAGAAGCACUCCUCUGUCAUUCGCGUGAUCGCCCACACCCAGAUCCGCAAGGUGUCUGUGGGCCAGAAGAAGGCCCACGUCAUGGAGAUCCAGGUCAACGGCGGUGACGUGGCGGCCAAGGUGGACUUUGCGGUGGGCCUGUUCGAGCGCGAGGUCCCCGUCUCCUCCAUUUUCUCCCAGUCGGAGAUGAUCGACACCAUCGCCAUCACCAAGGGCAAGGGCACGGAGGGCGUGGUGACGCGCUGGGGCGUAUCCCGCCUGCCGCGCAAGACCCAUCGCGGUCUGCGCAAGGUGGCCUGCAUCGGCGCCUGGCACCCGGCCCGUGUGGGCUGGACCGUGGCGCGCGCGGGUGCCCUGGGCUUCAACCACCGCACCGAGAUGAACAAGAAGGUGUACCGCAUCGGCGUGAAGGGCGAGGCGAGCCACCUGGCCACCACCGAGCACGACGUGACGGAGAAGGACAUCACCCCCCUGGGCGGCUUCCCGCAUUACGGCGUGGUGAACGAGGACUACGUCAUGAUCAAGGGCGCGGUGCCCGGUACCAAGAAGCGUGUGAUCACGCUGCGCAAGACGCUCUUCGCGCAGACCAAGCGCUCCGCGCUGGAGGAGAUCAAGCUGAAGUUCAUCGACACCGCCUCCAAGUUUGGGAACGGCCGCUUCCAGACUGCGGAGGAGAAGGCGCGGUCCCUGGGCCGUGUCAAGGCCUGA